AUGUGUGGAAUUAUCGCGCUUCUGCUAUCGAAUCCCGAUAUAUUGGCAAGUGUCGAAUUGUUUGAGGGAUUGCAAAUAUUGCAACAUAGAGGACAGGAUGCGGCAGGUAUCGUGACAUGCGGACAUAAAGGACGUCUUUAUCAAUGUAAAGGGAAUGGAAUGGUAAGGGACGUUUUUGAUCAGGAAAACUUGCAGAAUUUGAUUGGAAGUCUCGGUAUCGGUCAUGUUCGCUAUCCAACCGCUGGAACGUCUUCCAAUUCUGAAGCGCAACCUUUUUAUGUGAAUAGUCCAUACGGAAUAGUUUUGGCACACGUAUGUAAAGAACUGGAUAAAGUAAUCGUGCACGCUAUUUCCGAAAUUUACGAAGAAGACAUCUUUACGGCCAUAAAAGGAAUUUACGAACAAUGUAUAGGUGGUUAUGCGUGUGUGGCUAUGAUUGCAGCUAUAACAAAACGUGUACUAGUGAAUUGGGGAGAGCUCACACCAUGUAUAUUUGAAUAUGUAUAUUUUGCACGUCCUGAUUCAGUCAUUGAUGGAAUUUCCGUAUAUCGCUCGAGGUUAGAAAUGGGUGAGCAUUUAGCUGAUCAAGUUGUGAAGAAAUGCGGCAAAAAUUUGGAUAUUGACGUCGUCAUUCCGGUUCCUGACACAAGUCGUGUAGCUGCUCUUCAAGUGUCACACAAAUUGAAGAUUGCGUAUCGUGAAGGAUUCAUAAAAAAUCGUUAUGUAGGACGUACAUUCAUAAUGCCCGGACAACAAAUGCGUCGAAAGAGUGUUCGACGUAAAUUGAAUGCCAUGGCUUUGGAAUUUGUCGAUAAAAAUGUUUUAAUAGUUGAUGAUUCAAUCGUUAGAGGUACAACAUCCAAAGAGAUUGUCCAAAUGGCACGCGACGCCGGCGCAAAAAAAGUGUACUUCGCUUCAUGUGCACCUCCGAUUAGGUAUCCUAAUGUUUAUGGUAUAGAUAUGCCAUCUCGACGGGAGCUUGUGGCAUUUGGUCUUGACGAUGAUUCAAUUGCCAAAGAGAUAGGUGCGGAUAUGGAUCUUAAUGACUUGGUUGCUUCUUGCCAGAAGUUCAACCCAAAUAUUGCAACAUUUGAUUGUUCUGUAUUUAGUGGUCAUUAUGUUACCGGCGGGGUUACAAAUGAAUACUUGGAUCGCUUAGAAAGGUCUCGUAGUGAUUUGGCAAAAUCGUCUAGAGAAAACCUUCAUUCUCCUGAUACCAUUGGGUUACAUAAUUUUCGUUAUACAUCUUCACAAGCAUCAUUAGAACGAAAUGGUCGGAAUGGUGUUAAAGCUUCACGUCAACGUAAAGAACGUUUAGAAGCUACACGUAAACGAAAGCUUGCAUCUUCAAAGUCUGAAGAACAGGCAUCAGAAGAGCAGGCAUCUGAAGAACAGGCUGUUGAAGAAGAUUCUAAUACUGUAAAAAAACCUGUAUUAAAAUUUCGUAAUUAUACUCCAGCGAACGAAGAAAUAAAAGCUGCUGCCAAAAUUCACAUUGCGACACCGAACGAUUUAGGAGAAACUCUAGAAAAAAAUGUGGAUCGCAUCACUAAAGAAGUGGAAGAAACAGAAAAGGCAAAACGCGAGGAAGAAGAUUUAUUUAAUUUGGCACCGAAAAAACCAAAUUGGGAUCUUAAACGCGAUGUUGAAAAAAAGUUGGCAAAACUUGAAAAAAAGACACAAGCUA
Molecule: messenger RNA, 1687 nt
Organism: Racocetra fulgida
Lineage: Eukaryota; Fungi; Glomeromycota; Glomeromycetes; Diversisporales; Gigasporaceae
Source: the annotation of a GenBank genome assembly